Messenger RNA from Sesamum indicum (sesame), 2601 nucleotides. Its product is annotated as putative late blight resistance protein homolog R1A-10. Gene Ontology annotation, molecular function: ADP binding. Lineage: Eukaryota; Viridiplantae; Streptophyta; Magnoliopsida; Lamiales; Pedaliaceae. The record is from RefSeq and is a predicted model, not a curated record. Gene Ontology annotation, biological process: defense response to other organism.
AUGGCUGUAGCAGCUUAUGCAUCUCUGCGUUCGCUUAUGCAAGUUUUGGACAAUGUCCAGCAUCCUGCUCGUCGUGGUCAGCUUCGUGUCGAUGCAGAUCGAGUUCAGAGCCUGCAGGAAAAACUCCAGUUCUUGGUUGACUUUCUAGAACAUCGUUCACAAAGAAUGACCCAAGAAAUGGAAGGUCUAGCGGGCCAAAUCGUUGCUGCUGCCGAUGAAGCAGAAGAUUUCAUUGACACCCAUGUGGUGGAUCAACUUCGUGAAGCAUCUGAAGAUGAAAGUUAUCAGUUGGCUGUCUUCUCAUCUUUCUGUCAAGAUAUAGACAAAGUAACUGAAAAGAUUGAUGCCAUCACGAAAGAGUUGAUGAUGAUUGAAGAGGAAUGGGGCAACGCCCAAGAGCAGAAGCCUGUAGUUUCUAAUUUGCCCACCAGUUCGGAAGCACUUCCUUCAAGUGGCAAGAACACUAUUAUUGGAUUCGAUGAACACUUGCUCCAGGUCGUGGAUGAGCUUACUAGAGAUGAAUCUAGUCUUCAGGUACUACCACUUGUCGGGAUGGGAGGCACUGGUAAGACUAUUUUAGCUAGAAAUAUUUUUGAUCAUUCAUAUGUUGUUCACCGUUUUGAUAAACGAAUUUGGUUCACAAUAUCUCAAAAGUAUAGUGUGCAUGAAAUUCUUGCCCGUCUUCUUAAUGAUGGAAAAGACAAAGAGGUUAGUGAAACUUCAGCUGAAUUAGGUGAACGGUUAUACAAAAAUUUAUUUGGUCAACGGUAUCUGAUCGUUAUGGAUGGUGUGUGGAGUGCCGAAGCAUGGGAUGCUUUAAAGUUGUUCUUUCCAGAUAAUAGGAAUGGAAGUCGGGUUAUGAUGACCACUAGGCUGUUGAAUGUGGCUGAUGUUUUAGGCUCUCAAAGACCUCAUUUGAUGGAUUUUCUUGAUGAAGAUAAAAGUUGGAAUUUGUUUUGUCACAAAGCUUUUGCACAGGAAGGUUGCCCAUAUCCGGAACUAGAGGAAAUUGGAAAAAAUAUAGCAAACACUUGUAGAGGACUUCCUCUUACAAUUGUUGUGAUUGGUGGGUUGCUUGCGAAUUCCAACAUGGAACAAGAAUAUUGGGAGUAUGUUGCGAAGAAUGUGAGGUCAUUUGCUAAUGCAGAACAUAACGAACAUUGCUUAAAGAUAUUGGCUUUGAGUUAUCAUAAUUUGCCAAUUUAUCUUAAACCAUGUUUCCUUUAUACGAGAGUUUUCCGUGAAGAUGCUAAGAUCGCAGUCUCCAAACUAACCAAAUUAUGGAUCGGUGAGGGAUUCCUAAAACCGAUAAGAGGUAAAACCUUGGAAGAAGUUGCAAAAGAAUACUUAAAAAAUCUUGUUGAUCGGAAUUUGAUUUUCAUUCAUCGAUGGACGAAAAAGGGUAAACCUAAAGUAUGUGAUGUUCAUGACCUUUUAAGAGAUAUAUGUCGAAAAGAGGCUGAUAAAGAACAUUUUAUUCGUACCCCAAAAGCACAACGGAUUUAUGCUUAUAGAGGGAAUGGUAUCGUGUGCUUCUUGUGUAAUGAUCGAGUCUCACUACAACAAACAAUAGAUGUCCCUGAAAUCGUUGCUGGCUUGCAAUUAACAUCAAAUGCCAGUGGGUUGGUGUGUGAGGCCUGUAAAAGUAUGUACCGAAAUCUUGCCAGAUUAAGAUGGGUGAAGGCGUUUAGCGUGCCCGAUAGAGAGUAUCUGCAACAUACCAAAUUACGGUACGUUGAAAUGGCAUUGGUUAAUACUAUGGACGAUGUGAAGUUUAUAUCUCCAUUUGCAAUGCCUUUACUCUGGGAUCUACAAACUUUAUUUUUCACGUUGGGUGAUGCUCGGCAUCCAACAAUUGUACUACCUAAAAUUUGGGAAAUGCCACAACUUAGGCAUAUUAUCAUGGGCGGUGCUAUUUUACCUGACCCCAUAGACACCCAAGAUUCCCCUAUUUUAGAAAACCUGCAGACACUUUCUUUAAUACAUGACUUCAAAUGUACAAGAGAGGUACUUCACAGAAUCCCAAAUUUAAAAAAAAUGAAAAUUUAUUAUCUCAACAAAGUGGAGGACUGGUCAUCUUAUUGUCUCUACAACCUCGUCCAUCUACAUAAGCUUGAAUCAUUGUACGUCAGAGCUAAAGAUUUAUCAUUGAAGAACAUGGGCUUCCCGACUUCACUUAAAAAGUUGGAAUUGUACGAGUGCAAAGUUCCUUGGGAAGAUAUGAUAAUUAUUGGUUCGUUGCCGAAUCUUGAAGUGCUUAUGCUGAAAGGUUGUGGGUUCAAAGGGUCGGAGUGGAAUCCAAUUGAAGGGCAAUUUCCUCGAUUGAAAGUGUUGGAGCUUUCAAUGAGCAAUUUGGAGUGUUGGAGAGCAGAAAAUGUCCAUUUUCCAAAUCUUGAGAAGCUUUCUCUUCGGCUCAUGGAUGAUUUGGAGGAGAUCCCUUCUGGUAUUGGAUAUAUAGCAACUCUUGGUUUAAUUGAGGUGUAUUACUGCAGUGACUCUAUUGUCAACUCAGCAAUGCAAAUACUGGAGGAGCAACGGAGCAAUGGGAAUGAGGAUCUUCAUGUUUAUGUUCAUUCAUUCUCUUUUACUUAUCAUUCCUAA